AGUUCUCGUAUACCCGGUAGAAGUGACGGUAGGCAGUGCGUCGGUAACAGUCAUUGUAAUAUUCGGACGCGGCGCGGUCAUCGCGUCGACAUCGCGCCGGCGAUAAAACAACAGUGAUUGAGAAAGGAAAACAAAAAACAAACCGAUUCGCCGUCAACGACGCGCAAUGACGGCCGCGCGCGUGACGCGGGCACUGCUGCUGACGGCGGCCGCGGCCGCGGCGGGGCCGCCGGACGCCUCCGUUUUCCGGUUCACCGUUCUGCACGCCAACGACAUGCACGCCCGGUACGAGGAGACGUGCACGGACCGAACGUGUUUCGGCGGUUUCGCCCGGAUGCGCGCCGCGGUGGACGCCGAGCGGGCCCGGGCGGCCGCGGCCGGCGCGCCCGCCGUGUUCCUGCACGCGGGCGACUUGUUCUUCGGCACGCCGUUUUACGACGCGCUCGGCUGGGAGCCGGCCGCCGAUCUGUUCGGCGAUCUGGGCGCGGACGCCAUGGUACGCACGGUUUUCCCUAUUGCGCGCCGCGAUUAGUUAGUGUUUCAAAUGUCGCGCCAACAACACGGUCUCGCGAAAGAUCUCGACGAGAUUGUUACGAGUCGCGUGCGUCAAAAAUCGUUUGUCCAAAGAAAUAACGGACAAAUGUAUUCGCCAACGUUCCGUAUUGGAUUCCGAGCGACGCGAGGAAUCUAUCGGUUUUCCGAUGACGUUCGUUCGUUUUUGUUGGUUUUUUUUUUUUUUUUUUUUGUGUGUAUACUGUGUACGACAUUUAUCUCGAAACACGGCACCGAGGCCUUUUUCCGUUGCAUUUCGGUCUAUAGUAGUCGGUACAAUAGAAAUGAUCGUUUGUCGAAAUUUCCAUCGUAUUUAUUGUUUUUACUUUUCGUUGAUUAUAAUCAAUCAAGGUCGCGCCCGUCGACAACCGUUUCCCGCUCGGUUUUCGCGACUAUUAGUACUCGUUAUUGUUACUAUUAUUUUAAUGUUUUUUUUUUUGUUUUUUUUAAACAUCCACUGUAACGUUGUUGCGGGCGGAACGCACAUUGUUGAAAAAGUAACGCUAUUGACCGCUUCAUAAUCGUUUGUCGUUGCCGACGAUUAAGCGUCGCGCGCAGGUACACAAACGAACGUUGAAUUCCCACAUCCGUGAAUUACCGUUCCGGCUUCCGGCACUUACGACACUGGUGGCGCACUCGCGGUACGGAGUACGGCGUAGAACACGAUCCCGUACGGUCCUCGCCGUCGAACGGAAUCGCGCACAUUUCAAGGCGCGCGUUUCCGUGCGUUCCGUCCCCGAGAUUUCGGUGCAACGUUACCGGAUUUCCAUACGGUUACGCGGGUGUUCGACUAUUCGACUUGGUUGCGGUGUUUCGCGCGGACAAUUCCCGUCACUAUUGUAGUCGACGGUAAUAAAUAGCGGACGGCAACGUUGCCCGGAUAAUCGUUAGUGAUUACCGUUGUCUUUUUGGACGUUUCGACAGUCCGUUGUUUGAACGGAAUCGCGUUCCCAAAAAGGUAAAACGUGCGGAAACGUGCUUUACCGGAACUACGUCCGUCCGUUCCGUUUUUUAUUUUAAACUUUACCGUCGGGCGUGUCAUAAAAAAAGAAACCGAUAACUUUUUAACUAGGCGCAGUACGGUUACUGCCCGGAUUUUAAUCGGGUUACACGUUACGAUAGCAAUUCGAACCGCAUGUACGAUUAACGAAUACAGUUUAUAUUAACGAGAAACGCGUGGAAACGGCGUUGUACCUGUUAAUGUUUCCGUUAAUUCGUUUUUUAUGGGUACAUUAAAAUGUCAAUUUUCGUUUCCACGGAACGUAAUAUUUUUAUACGGUUUUUUUAGAUUCGGAGCGUGUAGUGCGUGGUUUUACUGCGGUACAUGUUUUUAUGCAUUUUUUAUUUCCGUGUCCGCGAACAACGCUCCGAAUGCGUAGAGUGUAGCGUUAUUUCUGAACGCUGAUUCUGUCCAGUCGGUGCGUUGCACGGAUGAUUUUUUUUUUUUUCGAUUUUCUAAAAGUCAAUUCGAAAUAAUCGGGAAGAACCCGAAAGUAAAUAACAGGUGAAAUGGCAAACAUUUACGGCGCGCUCCUACCGUUUGCAUUGUUUUUACUGUGUUCACGCGACGUUUUCUAUUGGAAAUAUCGCUCCGAUUGAGAAAUGACAAGAGAUCGAUUUUGCCACUGUUCAAGUAGUUCGUUUUUCGACAUCCAAACUGUAGUUUUUCUAACAAUUGAGAAAACCGAAAAAAAGGGGAAACAUACGUUUUUUUUUUUAAAAUGACGGCACAACGAUUUCGUUAUUUUCAAAUUAGUGCGGCUUAUGUCUUCUACCAUAAAUAUUGCUCUAAUAGAUAAACGACAAAAGACCUUUUUUGUUGCAUUAUUCAUCUAGUUCAUCGGUAAGUUAUUCGCUUUUUGACAAUCUCUGUAGUUUUAUUAAUUAAAAUUAUGAAAAACCGAAAAAUACGUAGAAAGAACGGGAAAAUUUACGAAAAUGAUCAGUACAUUGGUAUUAUAGUACAUUAUGAUAUUGAGUUUUACAAUAUAAAAUUAUAUCUAACGACAUGUAAACAUAAAUAUUGACAUUAGAUUAAAAUAUAUAUAAACUGAUACAACAAUCAACAUAAUCAAUAGCGUCGGGAAAAUACGAUAAUCAGCGAUAAAUUUAUCAUUGGUCGGAAAUAACGGUGGGUUGUAAAUAUCAUAUGACAGAAAAAAAUGAUGAUAUUUUUUGUGUAAACAAUUGUGGUAUAAGAACAAUCGUUAUGAGUACACUAAUAACUAUUAUUAAAUAUAGUAAAUAAAUAUAUAAGUAAAAAAUAAUUGAAUGAAUAAAAGCGUCGCCUGGAGUAUUAUGAUAAGUGUAUUACACGACCGGUUUCGAAAUGAAAAUUCAUCAUCAGGUAUACCGCAGUCAAAAUGUAAAACGCGGCUGAAUAUAAAAAAAUGAAUGAAAGAAUACAUAGAAAAAAAAAAAUUAUACAAAUUGGUCGUUUCGCAUAUAAAUAAUUUAUUUUAAUGGGAGAGAUUAUUUCAUACGGGUUAUUCAUAUGUUAUUGAUGGGUUAAUAAACAUUUUAUUUUAGUAUUUACGGAAAACCUACACAAACCUAUGCUAUAAUACCGCACGAUUCUAAUCACCUUUGUUCCUAAAAAAUAUCAUUUUUUAAUUCAAUAGUCUAUAGGCUUGAACGAAUUCCAUUAAAUAAACAUAAUUAUUAACACGAGCUCAAUAUUAUCUAUAAUAUAGCCCAGAGAAAUAAUUUCAAUUUAAAAACUGUCAAAAAAAUCCGAAAACGUAUUAAAGAAAAAAUAACACACAACUCGCCAAAUAAUGCUGUUAACUACUGUAGUAUGAAAUAUCAAAAUAAUGUGUCUAACGCAUUCGCUAAAAUUCUGACCAAUAUUACAAAUAAAUGUAAAAAUCGCUUUUAAAACUAAUAAUAUUUUAAUCAAACAUAUAAAAAAUAGAAACUAAAAGCUUCACAAAAAAUCACCAUUCUUUUGACAAUGUAUACAAUGAAAUAAAGAAAAAUAAUUUUAAUAAUAUUUCAAACGUACAAAACUAUUUUAAAACUAAUAUCUUAUAUCAUUACAUUUUAGAUAACAAAUAACAACCAAAUAAUUUAUAUUUCUUAACAUGUCUAUUUUUUAAUAAUAACUCAUUUUAAAUAAUCCCUCUUACUGAAAUAAAUUAUUUCUAUGUAAAACGACCAAUUUGUGUAAUUUUCUCUAUGUAUUCCUUCAUUUAAUUUUUUAUAUUCAGUCGCGUUUUACAUUUUGACUGUGGAUAUACUCCAGGAUACGCAUUUAUUCAUUUAUUUAUUUUUUAUUUUUAUGUGUACAUUUUUAGUUUAUAUAUUUAUUUACAAGUAUUAACCAUUUUAAUAAUUUUGUUUUGACUUUAUUAUUUUAUUAUUAACUCAUUUUUUUUUUACAUUUUUCGUGUUUGUAAUCAAAUUUUCUACCAGAAAUAUUGCUUUAAUAAAAAAACACUACCACACUUCUUUGAAUUUUUAAUAUAGUUAAUGAGAAAGUAAGUAGUUUUUUGAUUUGCCCUGUAGCGUUUUUAAUAAUUGAGAAAAACCGAAAAAACGUUGGAAUAAUUCGUACCAAAAUAAUGCUUUUAUUUUUUCAAUUUUGUUUUUCAAUUCUGAGCGGAGAGAGGAAUGUAUUGAUUUUACAAUGUUGUUUGUUUUAUUUUUUUGUAUUUUUCUAUUUGUGAAUGUAUCUAUCUUUACAUAUGAACUUUAAACGCCAAUUAAGCUAAUUUUUAUGCUAUUAAAAUGUUUAAAAAUAAACAUCUAAGUGGUGCUGAAAAAUUUAUAAACCAACAAAAUCAAUCGACCUCAAAUUGAACGAAGAUUACUGAAUAAAUCAGUCUCCUGUGAGUACCUAGGUACUAAAUAAUUUAUAGUUCCCGGAAAAAAUAUUAGUUAUUUAAGUAAAUAUUUAACAUGGGUAAUAAAAUAUAUUUUUUAUAUUUUGAACGGAUCGAGGAAUGUAUUGGUUUUACAAUGAUGUUUAUUUAUUUAUUAAUUUUUUUAUGUAAACACUCUUUUUACAAGAAAGCUUACUCCGAUUAUCAAGUAUAGCACCUUUUCUGAAAGGAAAUGUUCUCUGGGUGGUACUUUAAAUAGGUCAUUUUUUUGAAAUUCUUACUAAUAAUCGAGAUAAUGAGGAAAACCUUGUUCUUUAGAUUAGAAAAGAUUGAAAGAUUAAAAAUAAGUCUGAAAUUGGCAAUCAUUUUUAUUUAUUUCCUGUUGUUAAGUUUAUAUAACUUUAUUAAAUCUUUUUCAAACAAUCAUUUUUAUUAUGGAAACGCAUUGUCAUUGCAACCAUUUUACCAUAAUAUAAUAUAAUAUUAUAUAUUGUUGUAAAAGCAAUACGUUCAACUGAACUCCACUCAGAAUCGUUUUUUUGUUAGAAAUGAUUUAUCGUUGCUUACAGAUACACAGUAAAUUCCCGUCUGUAACUUACCUUCCCAACUUCCCACAUACAACAGUGGCUGCACCCACUUGUGAUUUAUGCCAGUCCUUUUUUAUUGUAAUUCAGUUAUAAUUAUUCAUAGAGACUUGACAUUUUUUCAAAACACUUAUAUUUUAUGUAAUUUUUAUUUGUAGUUAUUCCGUGGGUAAAAUUGUUAGACUAAACAGAUAUAUUUGAAAACUGUACAGUAGGUGCAUUAUAAGUCAUAUGAGUGUAAUGUAGUAUCUUUUUUUUUUUUUAUAAAUCGUAAAUAUUACGGCUUUUCAAAACACGUAUAACCGAACUUUUUAGGCACGGAAUUAUAUAUUAAAAAUUCUUAUGUAUUUAAAUUUUGUUUGUAUCGCAUAAAAGUUUCGGAAAAUUGAGAAUAUUAAAACCUUUCAAACAAGCCUGUGAGUAUAAACAAUAUAUAUUUUACGAUCCGGUUAUAAACCUUUUUACGGAAUACUAUAAUUCUGUACACAUUUUCAACUUUUUAACCAUAAUAUCAAAUAAUUAGUUUACUUAACGCUACAUCGAGUACUUUUUUACACAGAAUACUUUAUAUACUUACCGUUUCGCCGUUCCUUAUUUAUAUUUCUAACACACCGUUUCAAAUAGGUAUUCUAUUUAUGAUGUCUAUUGGUCAUGAUAAAAUUACUAAGAUGUUUAUUUUUUAUUUCAUUGUUCUAGUCUGUAGACACGUUUUUUCUUAGUAAACUUGCUCCGAUUUUUAUGUGUAGCAACUUUACUGAAAGUCCAAAUUGUAUAGAUGGUAAAAAUUACAAGGUACCUUUCUUGUUGACUUUUUGAAUUACUUUCUAAUGGUAUAAUUUCCAGAACUUUUGAGCCGUUAUUGAGCUUUUGAGGGGAUUUUAUUUUUUUGGAAGUUUUUUGUUGUUAUUCGAUUAUAAAUACACGUGGAAACUUUGAACUUUAAUACUUACAUUGGACUAACCUAGACGUGGUAAAAUUUUCAAAAUCAUCGGAUGACUUUUUUUUUUUUAAGAAGCGUUUGAAAUCAAAUUUAAACGAAAAUCGUAAAAAAAAUUACGGCACUUCAAAUUAUGUAUUACUUAACCGCGCUCGGAAUCGUCUUUCGUCAAGCAAUGGUUUAUCGUUGCUUAUAGAUAUAAAUGAUAUAACCUUAUGCAUCCUACCAUCCCAACUUCUCACCUACAACAGUGCUCUCUCUCAUCCCCAAUAUCAGCUCUUUUUUAUUUUUACCCUACGCGUUUUUCGUUCAUUAUAAUCAAAUGUUGUGUACGAUAAAAAUAACAUUAUAUGUUUGGAGAAAAUUGACCGUUUGAUCCGUUCGCUAACGAGUAUUUUGCAUAUUAAAAGAAACUAAUGAUAGAUAACUAUAAUGAAUCUACUAAUAAUAUUAUUAUAAUCGUUUUAUAUUAUUAUUAUUAUUUAGUGUUUAGGAAAUCACGAGUUCCAUAACGGCCCAGCGGGUUUGGCGCCGUUUUUGAGCUCGAAAAAUAUUAGUUCUAUACCGAUAGUGGUGACGAAUAUCAAUACCACAGGAGAACCUAGUCUGACCAACAUCCGUCCGUCCACAGUUUUAACGGUCAACAAUCGUACUAUAGGGAUAGUCGGUUACCUGACACCAGACGUACAUGUAAACGAAUUUUUAUUUUUUUAUAAUCUAUUACUGAAUAUAUUAUGACAAAGAACACAUUUGGAUAAUUUUUGUAGAUGUUGAACGACCCCGGACGUGUUAUAGUGUCUGGAGAAGUAGACAGCGUACAAGCCGAGGUGUCGAAAUUAAAAAAAUCCGGAGUGGAUUUCAUAAUAGCGCUCGGACAUUCGGGUCUUGAAACUGACAAAAAAAUAGCCAGAGAAGUAGCCGGUGUAGAUGCGGUUGUCGGAGGACAUUCGCAUUCGUAUUUGAGGACCGGUGAGUCUAUUAUAUUAUCUGAAUAGGUAUAGUUUUUAGCACCGUACUCGGUACGAAUUUGAAAAAUUUGUUUAAAAACGCAAACGAAAUAGUGCAUUAUUCUGCACGCCCUGCGAAAAAUGUUUGCCCACGCCUACGGUUGUCAUUCUAUAAGGUUCGAUGAUAUACUCGUAAAUAUUUGGUCAUUAGCCAGUCUUGUCCAUUAUCGAUACAUCGAUACAAUGUUUGUUAUACCGCCUUACAAUUAACUGUUGGAAAUUAUUUUUGUCUGUGCUAACGUCAGUUAUAGUAGUUACACCGUGACGGCCACUGCAACCGUGUUUAAACGUACUUGCUGUUUUUCAAUUUCAACUUUGGAACAAUAUCAUUAUGCACAAUUACCAAACAAUUAAAAUUUUUAGUGAAGAAAAUAAACAAUUAUAUUGUAUUACUAAUGGAUACAAAUUAGCUUUCGAACAGUUUUCAAACGGUCAUGUUCAGAUGCGGUCGUGUUUAGAAUGUGCACGUACACUGAAAAGUUAUAAUUUAACGUAAUAAUACCUACCUAAUAUACAUUUUUUUAAUCACGCCAUUCAUAUGAACGGCAGACCUUGGUCUGUAAAAGUGGGAUAGAAAAUAUUAAUGUGCGUAGGUAUGAAUUACUAUUAACGAAGUAGCAACUCAGACCUGUCGUGAGGAAAUCGUGGACGCAACUCUAACAAAAUAUCAUUUUCCGACGCAAUUCGAAUGCUCCGAAAUAGCCAUAGUUCGUUUUCAUAAUUAUUGAAAUCCGUCAAAAACAAUUUUCUUACAAUGUUUUUGGGCUUAUAGGUCUAAACUCUAAAUCGAUUAAACUACAUACGCCGUCACCAAUCCAACUGAAUACGCGAAAUCAUAAAAUUCCAAUGUCUUUUAUAUUAGUACCUAUGCUUAUUAAUGAUGACAAUUAAUUUUUGUGGACGUAACUCGAAAUGAUCACCGAAAAACCGGACGUGUUGUACAAAAACCGCCGCACACAAUUCGGUUGACACGGCAUACAUUUUUUCAUUUUUGGAACGCAAUAGUUAUUCGUACACAGCCGAUUCUUUAGGUUCUUUAUUGCGAUAUAUUUCAAAUGGAAGUUUUUUAUUUUAUCGGGAAUCAUAAACGAAACUGGUCGGGUUUUCGACCAAUUUUCAAAAAAAUACUGAUUGCAUUUUGCCUGGUACAUAUUGAGAUAAAGUGAAUUGAAAGUUAAACAAAUAAUUUCAACGGCUCCUAUAGUAAAGAACACGUAAAUAAUUAAUUUUAAUAAUCUACGCGGGCCAAAAAAAAAAAAUUACGACGGCCAAAGUAUAGGUAGGUAGUCCGAGUCCUUUUAAAUGGCACCCCCGUGAUGAACGUCCGUAAUAUUUUUAUAUUGCCAAAUAGAAUUAGAACCUUUAUCUAUAAUAUAUUAUCACGCCUGUAUUUUACUAUAUACAUACUAAUGAAUUGUACAAAACGAAUAUUAUGUCUUUAAGGAUACUAUAAUUACAUCUCGAGGGAUCAAAACGUUUACCACAUCUAAUGAUUCGGCCACAUUAUUGUAAUAAAAGGUUAUCAACCCUAUUAUUAUCCGGCCGCCCAGCGGUGGAGAGAAUCACAUUAUUAUGGUAGACCACCUGUUCUAUAUUAUAAUUCUACGCUAUCUACCUGAACAGACAGUUGUUUUUUCAAUACUACGUAUAAUAUGACUUAUAGAUUCUUUUGUGGAACGAGGAAUGUGUUGGUUACAAUGAUGUUUUUUUUUUUUUUUAUGCGAACACUUUUUCUCCCAGAAAGCAUACUCCGAUUAUCAAGUAUAGCACCUUUUCCGAAAGAAAAUAUUCUCCGGGCGGUACUUUAAAAAAGUCAUUUUUUGAAAUUCUCAUUAAUAUUCGAGAUAGUGAUGAAAACCUCGGUCUUUAGGUUAUAAAAGGUUAUUGAAAGAUUAAAAAUAAUGUUGUCAUCGGCAACCGUUUUUAUUUAUUUUUUGUCUUUAUUACGUUUAUAUUGUUUAAAUUGUUUUUAAACAAUCAUUAUUAUCAUGGAAACGCACAUAUAGUUGUAAUCGUUUUACCAUAAUAUGACAUAUAUAUUGUUGAAUAAGCAACAUUCUCAAUUCAACUCGGCUCAGAAUCGUCUUUUCGUUUGCAACGGUUUAUCGUUGCCUACGGAUAUACAUUAAAUUCCCGUCUAUAUCCUACCUUCCCAACUUCCCACCUACAACGGUGGUUGCACCCACGUGCGAAAUAUGUCAGUCCUUUUUUUUUUUUAACGUUUUAAAUCAAAACCAAGAAUCAGUCAAUAUCAUAUAAUAUAGAAUAUUAUGACGUAAACUACGUAUAAAUAUACCCGUUAUACGUGUAGUUCAAAAUACUUUAGACCGGGCAUGCCAAACUAUCAAGUGGGCCAAAUAUAUUGAACAGUUUACUACGCGGGCCACCCGUUUAAUGUAUGCACAUCUUUCAAUUUUAUACUCUACUAACACAACAUGUACAUUAUAAUUAUUUGCAAGUAUUUUGAAUAAUUUAUCAAAGUUUAUUUGAAUUGAAAAAAAAAAAAUAUUUAUGAAGUAGAUAUUAUUUAAAUUACAAAAAAAAAUCAUAUUAAUAAUUAUUUUUUGACGAUAUUUGACGAUAUACCUCACUAGUCCGUUCUUUAUUAGAAUACGCUCCAAUAAUUUGGAAUCAUAACAAUGUAGGACAUAAUGAUCAACUUGAUAAAGUUCAAAAUAAGGCCCUCAGAUUUUUAUGUCAUACAUGUAAUAUUCAACGAACUCCUCACUCUGGCUACGAUAAUAUUUUAAAACUGUUAAACCUAAAUUCUUUAAAUGCACGGAGACACUUAUCAUACAGUACGUUCCUCACCAAAUUACUAAAUAAUGAGAUUGAUGAUUCAUUUAUAUUAAGUCAAUUAAAUUUCAAAGUUAAUAGCCACCACACUCGUANAAAUAGUUAAUUAUUUUAUUAAACAUUGAAAGUAUUUUUAUUAUUAUUAUUAUUAUUAUUACUAUUAUUUGAUAUAUUAAUCUUUUAAUUUUUUAUUAUGUUAUAUUUUAUUAUUUUAAAUUAUAUAAAUUUAUAAUUUAUAUAAGUUAUAUUUUAUUGUUAUCUAUACAAAUAUAUUGUGAAUUGGACUUUUGUCCGUAUUAAUAAAUAAAUAAAUAUCUCUUUUCUGCCACCAAAUUUCCUAUUCCGGGAGAAACUUUAUUGGACGAAGCCACUUUUAAAACUGAAUUUAGAAUACGUGUGUCGAUUAAUUUGGAUAUUACGGACGAUUUAUUGUUGUCCAUUAAUGAAAAUAGUUGCUCACAUUGAUAGGUGCUAAUAGUUAUAGACAAAAUUUUACACGGAAAUCUACGAGUUUCUGCAUAGAUUUAAUUAGAAGAUAAGACAACAUAAUAUAAUGUAUACCGAAAAUAUUCUAAGAUGUUGUGACACGAAAUUAUUAGUUUAUAAUUUUUUUACUCCGUCCAUUAAUAUUGGUAGUUGCGCGGGCCACAAAAAAAAAAAAUAGCCAUCGGCUGCGUGUGUGACAUGCCUGCUUGUAUUUAUUUUUCCUGUCGCAUAUCGUGAUAUUUUCAUAAUUUUAGCCUUAAAAAUAUAAGAAAAAAAAAGAAAGUUUUUAUUCGUAAAAUACUAUUUGCAUUACCCGGCUUUGCCCGUCGACGCGACGUCGUUUCCGCAUGCACUCCUGGUACUUGAGAUUACUUUUUCACUUUCUAGCUCGUAAGCUAACUCACAGCUAAAACAGUUUAUAUAUAUAUAUAAACAUUUUGUAUUUUUUUUCCUUCUUUCAUAAUGCUCGACGAUUUUAUACAAGGCGUACCCAUUCAUACCUUAUGUGACAAUAUGAAAAUAUAGAGAAAAAAACGCGUCUCCCCGCGGAAACAAUAAAAUUAAAAAUCGUUUCUCCCGUACAACACGUACGAUUCCGUAGUUUGCGGAAUCAUGAAGAUUUUUAAAACAAUUGAUAUCAAUGGUUAUCAAUCAAUACUGUAUACAUAUGUUAUACAAAAUUGAAAUCCGUCAAACACUACAGUUUUGUCUAGCUUUUAGGUCUGAAUCGACUAAAAUAUACGCAGUCGCCAAUAUCAUCAUAACUACGAUGUUUGCUUUUUUUUUAUUUGGGCCUGUAAACAACUUGUCUGCAGUUAACUUUACUUUCACGAAAUCUUUUCUGUUCAUCAACUUCAGUGGUCGUUUCCUUAGAUGUCCCGAUAACCUUCUGUUGUUGAACAGUCAAAAACAAAAACGAUUGCGUCGCGCAAGGACGAAAAACACGAGCACUUGUAAUUUUGCAGUAAACAAUUAACGAGAUUUUUAAUUUAAAUCUAACAACAAUUUACCGAAACCCGCAUAUUUUAGUCCUUGCGUACAGAUAGACUUUACUAUCCUGUAUUAUUGUAUUUUAUAAUUUAUUAUAUCCUACAUUUCAGAAUUUUUUUUUUUUGUCGACAUUUUAGAACAAUAAAACUCGCGUCGCUGACUUUGAAAAUAAUUUCUUCUUCAGUAUUUACAUUUAAACUCUUUAAUAAAAUAUUUAAACUUCGGCACCUAAACUCACCAACGUUUCACAUGAACUCCUGGUAUAUAGGCCCAAAGUUUUGCUAUUGAAAAUUCUGUUGGCCUUCCUCUGUCACUCACCCGACCAUCUAACACGAAAACAGCUACUGCCGCAGUGACGUCAAUCCAUAUGCGCUCCUGGUACUCAAUAUUAUUCGUUCACUUGCUGGUGCAGCUAAAUAUUUUAUUUUUAUUUUUCUUCGUAUAAAAUGAUGCCCGAAACUUUGAUCAAAGACGUUGUUUCUUAUGCGGCAAUAUGAAAAUAUCAAAAAGCCGUAAUUUAUACUAUUAUAUUUUUUUUAUAUAUAUAAAGCGUUUGAACGAAAUUAUCUAUUCAACGGAAUAAUUAAAAAUCACGGUAGGCAUUUCGUCUGUUAAUGUCGAUACGGUUUUAUUUUCAUUGUUCAUCAUUAUUAUUUUUGGUUUUAGUAUAGAACAACCGUAGUGCAAAUUUCAAACAUUCUGACCUUUUAUUAUAAAGCCUAUUCGACAUAUUUGAGGUGGAUUCUGAGCGUAGCGAGGAAUGCAUUAGCGUAACUAUAUAAUGUGUGUUAUUCUUUCUUUUUCUCUUUUUUUUUCUGUUUGUUUACAACUUUUCUACCAAAAAUAUUGCUCUAAUCAAAAAACGAUAAGAGACCUUUUUCGAUGCAAUUAGGAUUUAAUUGAGUAAUUGAUUUGAAAAACCGGAAAAAUGAAUAGGGAAAACGGACAAAUGUUUGCGGUGCCGCACUGACGUGGAGUCAUUAUUACGAAUUUUUUCAAUUUUAGUUUCCUACCAGAAAUCUGGCUCUAAAUUUCUUUCCAGAAAGACAAUUUUGUCUAGUUAGUAAGCUUAACAGCGUUAUUUAUUUUUAAUUUCUUAGACAGUUUUCGUGAUAAUUGUGAAAAACCGGAAAAAACGAAGGAAAACGGAAAAAUGUAAAGCACAAAUGAAUUUAUUAUUUUCAUUUAUUUUUAAUCGAAUUCCAAAAAAAAAGACGGACGUACUUCGCACAAUGAGUGAGCCACUGUUGUAGGUAUUAAGAAUGUAGGAUAUAAAGGGGAAUUUAAUAUAUAAUACGUAUAGUACGUGGCGAUUAAUCAUUGCUAACGCAAAAUGAUUCUGAGUAGAAUUUGGUUAUACAUGUAUUAAAAGUCUGUAAUAUUUACGAUUUUCGUCAAAAUGUGUUCAAAUUCUUAUAAAAAAAAAAUUCUACAUUACACCCGAUCAUUAUUUUUUGACCACAAAAUACGCUCCAUAAUGAACCUUCUUUUAAAUUUUCAAGAAUUUCUGUUUGGUCUCACAGUUUUAUCCACAGAGUACCUAUACCCAGGGCCGAAGUGGCCUGCCUGGCAACCGAGAAAACUGUUUUAUGAGUGGCCCGAAGUGUUCAAAAUUAAAAGUUAUUUUUUGGUAUUUAAAAAUAAAUGUUUGAUAAUUAAAUUAUUUUUACAAAAAAUAAAGAACUCAGAUAUCGAUUUGUAUUUAUUUAUAGUGGAGUCGUAUACUAUAUUUCACGAUAUACCUAUGUAUAUUCUUAUAGAAUUUCAUAGGAAGAAUUCCGAUAGGUACCUACUGGUAAAUAUUUGUAAUCAAAUCUCAUUUGUUUCUAAAAUGUUUAUUUCUAAAAGCAUUUCUUCAUCAAUCGUACAAUAUUAAAAUACUAGGUAUUUACUAUUUUGUUAUAUUAUUAUUAUUUUAUUUGGGUACUUUGUUUUAAUUUUAUAGUUUCAAAAGGGGCGAAAAACUAAGGAAAACCCAACUGGCACACUAGCUGCUGUAAACUAGGUAUCUUUAGAUUGUAAGCGUAAAGCAAAAAAUGCAAUUGUAAAUUAUCUAUUGUAAAAAUUGAACGAAAUAGUAUUUAUUUUUAAUUUUAUGUUUAAAUUCGUAUAAUAUAGAUUAAAACUUAAAAUAUUGGAAAAUGUUUACAUCAUUGAUAAUGGCAUAUCUGAGGGGGGAGCGGCUUAGAAACGACCCAUCCCACGGUCCAUUUACCAUUUAACACCAUACUAAUCCGUGUGAAAACCGAUGUUAUCGAGUAACACAGUUAAUUUAUUCCCCAGAUAACAUCGGUUUUCACACGGACUAUUAAAACUGUUACUUAGAAACUAUUCAUCUGAUAUAAAUGCGUGAUACAUUAAAAUUUUCAAUAUAAUUUCAAUAUAAAUAUUUGUAUUCCUCAUCCCUGUAACUAAUGUAAAUAAUACAGAAUUAUUAUCUUUAUUAUCUCCGAAAAUAUUCAAGGGACAGUCUGUAUAGGAUAUAUAAUUAUACAAAUCUGUGUUUAGAGUGGAUGGGUCCUAAUUAUUUUGUUUUGCUUUAAUUAUAAAAAAUGUCCAGCACGUCACUGGUCUAUAUGACAACGAAAUUUCAACGUCGUAAAUUUGUCAUUUUAGAUUCUGAGUGGAGCGAGGAAUUUAUUGAUUUUACAAAGACUUGUAUUAUUUAUUUUAUUUUUUUUUAUGUGGACAACUUUUCUGAAAGGAAAUAUUCUCGGGGUGGUAAUUUAGAGAGGUUAUUUUUUGAAAUUGUCAUUAAUAUUCAAGAUGACGAGGAAAACUUGGUUCUUUAAGAUUGAAAGAUUAAAAAAUGGACGGACAUAAUUCGACGUGGGUAUAGCUACUGUUAUAGGUGGGUAGUUGGGAAGGUAGGCUACAGAAGGAAAUUUAAUGUAUAUUUAUAAGAAACGACAAACCUUUGCUAACGAGAAAACGAUUCUGAUCUGAGUUCAGUUGAUAAUGUUGCUGUGUCAACAGUACGAUAUGUGGUAUUGUCAUAUUAUGGUAAAAUGAUUAAAACAAUGUGCGUUUCCAUACCACCAAUGAUUGUUUAAAAAAAAAUUAAAAUAAAAAAAACUUAAUAAUUACAAAAAAAUAAAUAAAAACGAUUUGCAAUUAUAACCUUAUUUUUAAUUUUUCAAUCUUUUUUAAUCUAAAGACCGAGGUUUCGCCUUUCUAACUUCUUACCUACAAAAGUGACUGCACCUACGAACGAAAUAUGUCCGUCCUUUUUUCUUAUACGUUUGUUUUUUCUGUCGGGGUUUCGUAGUUAUUAUGAAAACCGCAUGAAAAUCAAAAAAAAUACCUCCUAGAUCCAAAAUUUAACAAAAAAGUUAUUUUUUCCUACAUUAAUUGGAGCAAGAUUUAUAGUUGAAAAGUAGUUUACAAACAGUAAAAAAAAUAAACUCAUACAGUAAAACAAAUACAUUUUUCGCUUCCCUCGGAAUCUGAAAUUUUUAAUUCAACAAAGUAAUAGAUCCACCCUGUUCUCUCUCUCCCCGUGAAUAUUAUUGCUCUAAAUGCCCAUCCCUGAGCAUAUGCAUCACCCGAGCUGGAUAUGUCAUGUAUAACGCAAUCAACUUUUGUGAAGAUAACAAACAACGCGAGUUCCUAUGUUAGAAAAAUACAUUGUAAUGUCAUAUCAUAAAUUAAAUUUAUAUUUUUCACCUGAUUAGAGUGAUAUAAUUGGUAUAAAAUAUACAACCAUUUUCAAAUAUAUUUAAACAAUUCCAAAUUCAAAAUGUAUAAAAAGACAUUAUUAUACAAAUAAAAAAGUGUAGUGCCUUUCAAGGUUCAAAGGUCAGGAUUUAGGGUUGCGAAAUGUUUUAAAUGUUUAAAAAUUAAAUUAAAAUAAUUAUAAUAUCAAGAAGUAAAUUAUUUAUUUAUAUUAUCUGUUAAUGAUCUAAAGAGUGAAGAUAUUUAUAUGGUUCCAAUUUAUUUUUAGAAUAUAAAAAAAAAAAUAAAACAGCUCCUAUUAAGUACUUCAAAAUUAACGAGUAACAUUUUUUUCAAUUGUUUUUUUUGUUCUGAAAUAAUUCGAUAAAAUUGAAUUUAUAAUUUACUAUUAUUAUGACAUGAUAUUUACAACAAUUAUUGUUUAAAAUAAAAAAAAUACUGGUUUUUACUAUUUUUUUUUUUUUUGUUUUUUCAACGUUUAAUUAUUUCUAUAGGACCGCCACAAGAUAUGGAAAUUCCGGCUGGACCAUACCCGGUGAUUGAGAAAUUAAGCGGCAAUUUCUUCGUGCCCGUGGUUCAAGCGUAUGCGUUUACUAAAUAUUUAGGAAAGUUGGUUUUGACGUUCAAUAGCGAAAAUGUUUUGAUUAGCGCCGAAGGUGGGCCGAUUUUCUUGAACAGUACUGAUCAAGGUAAAUAAUGUUAUAUUAAAUGCAUGAUGAUUUAAUGUACUCUAAAUUUCUUUUCUUUUUUUUUUUUCAAUUUGAUAAUUAUUUUUAACGAACGGUUUUUAGAUGCGAAAAUAAUGGACAAAGUAAAAUACUAUAGAAAACUGUUGGACCAAAAAGAAGUGAGAAUUGCCAUUGGAAAGACAUAUGUAUUUUUAGAUGGCAAGUGUAGUUGCCGGGAGACCAACCUAGGCGAUUUGAUCACCGAUUCGUUUAUUCGCGCGGUAAAUAUAAUAUAUUCAUAUACUCGUAUAUUCAUCUUAUACACUUGUGUAUAAGGUGCGAAGAAUUUUUUUUUAUAAUCUAAAUUUUAAGUCAACGCAUUUUGAGAGUUAUAUGAACACUCUAUAUACAUGUAUACCCUGUAUAGCAUGGACUUCAAGGAUUGAUUCACUUUUUUUCCAGCGUUAAAUUAUUUCAACAGUGACUUAAAAAAAAAACAAAAAUGUGUUAAAUUAUUUUUUCUUUAUGAAUAAUAUUGUUCGAAUAUUUUUCAAUCGUUAUUAAUUUUACAUCGAAUUUUCAUGGAAUUUUCUCACGUUUAAACCGCGUGUUAAUCAUAAGCAAAAAAAAUAAUACGACUUGAUUAUUUAUAAACGAUUGCAUUGUCUGGUGCAUAUAGAGUUCGGAUUUAUAGGCCAUAAAAAAAAAAAAAAAAAUACGCAUAAGGAAAAAAAAAAUGUAAAUUAUAUAUAUUUAGAUACCAUUUAUAAUAGGUAUUCUGAAUAUGCACCAAAUUAUUACGCUCAAUUAUUUACAAUAUUAUUGAUGUUUCAUUUCCAUAAAAUAAAUUAUAGAAAUGAAAAACUCCUACAUGUUGCUAUUCUGUACACCUCAAACGUCCCACCUAUAUUAUAUUAUUCUCCUGUGCGGAGAAAUUCCGACUAUUUUGAGUGGCAGUAUCCGAGUUCCGUCCCAAAUAUAAAAUUUGAAUUUAAGGAUAUACUAGUUCCGUCCCGUGUAAUUUAUUAAAUCACACGAGUUCCGUCCCGUUUUACAUUUUCUACACUAUAUUAUAAUAUAUUGUGCAAUUCACGACUACGGUAACAAUUUUAUAUUGUUUAAAAAUGAAAAUGAUAUUACUUUCAGUUAUCACACUAAAUAAUCGAAUUUGUAUACAUUAAUACUUUAAUAUUAUUGAAAUGUUUGCCGUAUUUUAAUAUGAAUAAGAAAAAUGUCUCUAUAAAUUGUUAUUUUUCUAUAUCGUUAAAAUUUUAACCCAAUAAAAAAUUUGUAUUUAUGAAAGUAUAUACUACGUAUGAAUUUGUUGUAAUUAACAUUGAAAAGAACAUCAUAAUCGGGACGGAAUCGGUUUAUACGCUGUUUUUAAUCGGGACGAAAUCUGUAUAUAUAUAUAUAUAUAUAUAUGUAUACCCUUUUUUUCACCCCGGACGGAAUAGUUUUAAAAAAAAGGCUAUUGGGACAGAACUCGGAUUGAGCCUUUUGUGUUUCUAUUUGUAAAAUCGACAUUACAAUAAUACAUUUUCGACGACGGUACAUCGGUGAUGUUUAAACCAAUGAAGUUCCCACACAGAGUUUACACAAUUAACACAUUAUAAUAUUAUGGUGAUCACUAUUUUAACGACGCCCUAUUCGUUUUGGAUAUUUCGAUUUAAACGCGAUAUUUCAUUUUGACUAAACGCCAAUAUUAUAUUGUAUUGGUAUUGCAAAUAAUGUGUUGUAUUUUAUAGGAGGGACCGCGGCGGUCGAAAUAUUAUUUUGUUUUAAUUAUUGACCGUUUUUAGAAUAUGAACAUUUUGUUAAAAUCCAACAAGACAUACACCGGUUGGACGGACGCGGCCAUAGCGAUCACCGUCAGUAGCAGCAUUCAAAGUUCAAUUGACGCGUCAAAGGCUCGAGGUGAUUAUAAAUGUUAAUAAUUCCGCACGGUAUGCAGCCGUAAUCGUUUCCAAAUUGAUAUCAAAAUAUUUCGGUCGGACGGCUUAUUGGAUUCCGGUAGGAUUCGGUUUUCUAUUGAAACGCCUGCACAUUUUAGGAUUAAUUCUGAAUUUUGAAUUUCAAACCGGCGCUCGCGUGCUCAACACUUUUUUAAUACCGAAUAUUUUCUCAGUACUAACUUUUUUUUUUUUUUCGUAAAUGGCAUCCACUUCGUCCCACCAUUUUUUUCUAUACAGAUCCGAGUAUAAAAUUAUAUUUUUCGAGCGAUAAUAUUUUUUUUUUUUUAACACUCAAUUUACUGAAAUUUACAGCGGUAUUUGUUCAUAUGGUUUUUUUUUCGUACGUCGGCACGUCGUUUAAAAAUAUGUAUUGAACUUUAUUUUCGUAUUAUUUUUUUCACCCGAACACGGCAGAAUUAAAUCCGAUUUUCCGUGGGAAAAAUAUCACGCUGCAGUAAAAUAAUGAUUGGAAAAAAAAAAACGAAACAAAUAUUAUUAUUAUUAUAACUACGGCGUGGCUCGUCUGUGUAAUUUUUUAUCCGUUUUGAAAACAUAAUGACAUAUACCCAUGGACAAUGCAUCGGAACAACAUUAAAUACAAUAAAUAUUAUUUUAGUACGACUUUUAUUGAUUUGUUAUUCUCUCUUACAAUCAUAUAAAUAUAUGAUUCGAAUGACCCCCUAUAUUCCCCGGCUACAUAUAUUACGCCAGUUUGUUACAUAAAAAAAAAAAAAAAACACGUUAUAUAAUAUAAUCUGCCUAUAUUAUGGCUUAUGUCAAACAAUGGAAAUUGACAAUCAAAUACUGUAUGCAUGCAUUAUAUAUUUGAUAUUUGUUUAGAGUGGCGUAUAUCGCGUGUUUCCAUACGGAUUUUUUUAUUAUUUUUAUAAAUAUGUAUUUUGAGAUUGAGAAUUAUACGAGAACGGCGGGUGUAUGCGAGGACGAUGUGGGUGAUGGGGUCAAGUGGAAGUUUAGGACGAGGGUGGCCGACCCUAAAUAUUUGGAAUGAAGGCGAAUGAGAAAAAAAAAAGACGGCGAAGAAGAUAAAUGUGUAUUUUUAAACUUUCAUUGUCCAAUAUGAAUCAUGAUAUCGAAUCGAGAUAAAAUCUGACAAGUGAUAAAUGUAUUACUGCGAGAUAUAAUCUGUCGCCGACAUCAGCCAGUAUAAGGCUAAUUUUUUGUUUGACAUUUGCGGUUUCCUCGGCGUAGGUAUUUCAUAUUCAGUUUAUAUUAUUCGAGGACUGUAGGUGCAAAUGGUUUCGUGGGAUUUUUUUUUAUUGUUAUUUAAGAAAAUAAACAACUCUUGCUGUAGGUUUUUUGCAAUUGAAGAAUUCAUAUAUAAAAAAAAAAAACAAUUAAUUAUCUACCGAUAAGCUAACGGGAUAUUGAUUUGAUAUUCAAACCAAAUUACCGUAUAACAUUUUUAAGUUUUCCAAAACAAUCGAAAUAAUGUUUAAACAUUUCUCGUAAAAAAAAAUUGAAAUAAUAUUAUGUGUCGUAUACGCGCCUUGUGUUUUUAAAAAUAUAGGAUUGUAUGCUAGCUACGAUAUUAUCAGUGUUGUGUUUAAUCUAUAGAUAAAUAUAAUAUUAUUUUAUUUUACCGUGUUUAGAUAAAUGAGAAAUAGUCAUUGUUCAAGAUAAUUAUAAACCCAAUGUAUUUAAAAAUCUAACUUAAUUAAUAUAUAGAUGCCGCCACAUUGUAUGUAUGUAUGGUGGGGAGGAUAUGGAUUUAUUUUUUCAUUUUGUUUUUUUUUUUUUUUUUUUGCUCUUUUGAUAUUAUGUAUUAGCUGUAUAAAAAAAAAAGUUUUCCUCAAAGUUUCAGAUCUUUAAAAUAAUUUCUCGUAAGCCACGAUUAUCAAAUUUAACAAAAAAGUAGCUAGUUUAUAUGUUUUUAUUUUGUUUACAGUCUUAAUACUUAUUAUUCAAAUAUAAAAAAAUAAUUAGCACAAAAAAAUGAAUACGAUUAUAUUAAAAAUAAAUUGAAUCUUACAGAGCUCGUAAAAAAUUGAAUUUUCCAAAUUUCUGAUAAAUCACCCUUCAAAAAUGCCCGAGAAAUUUUUUACCAGAGUCUAGGUAAAUGUCUAAUUUAAUGAUCUAAAGACAUUAAACGAUUUUAUCCAAAACAAGGACAUUAACAAAAAAUGAUCGAAUGUGACGUUUAAAAAAUUGUCCGGUCAUUUAUGGUAUCUAACUACCUAAGUGAGUGGUUGUUAGGACUGCCAUUGUUUAAAUUCCGUUUGUAAUCUCAAAAAAAAAGAUAAAAUUAUUAUCACUCUGAGUUAAAACUGUAUAAAUAAUCCUCAUCCCCGUAUUCAAAUAUCAAAAAAAAAAAACAUUUCAGAAAAAUAUCUAGGUGUCUCAUUUCGUCAGUAAAAAUACAGGACACUUUUCUCAUCGAAUAAUAUUUUUCGGAGUUCAUAAAAAAAAGAUUACUGUAUAUGGGAUAACGUUCUACUGUUCAUCAAUGCCCGGAAGAUAGUCGAUAACCGGUUGGUUGUUAAUGUCUUGGCAGAAAGGGCAUGAGGAGUUCUGCACUAGCACAGAAUUAUUGUAACCAUAUUUUGACGAAAUAGGAAGAACGGAAAAAAUACUUGCUUCAAGUUGUAGAGAUGCAUAGGAAACUCAUACCAAGUGUAGGAAAAUCGUUUAUUAAAAAAUGGCUGACGGCUAGACAAAAUUUGAAGAAUUAUUUUCUUUAAAAUAUUGAGUAAAAUAUAUUUCUUGAUCCAAUAAAAAUGAUUCGAUGAAAAUGUAUGCUAUAAAUGGUAUUGUUUUAAAUAAUUAAUUCAGAUUCAUUGCAAUAAUAUUUUUCUUCAAGUGUUAUGGAUUUCGUUUGUCUUUUGAAAACAAAUAACAUGGAUAUUAAUUUAGAUCCUUGAAACAAAUUCCUAGAGUGGUUUUGAAGGGUAUUUCAUUAAACAUUUCAAAGAUUUAAUUUUUACGAGCUUAUUAUUUUUUUUAGAAACAAAUAUUGUAAUAAUAAAUUAUUGUAAAAAAUAAAAUGUAUAAAACAGCUGUUUAUAGAUAAAUUUGGUGCUCGUGACUUCCAGAAAUCAUUUUAAAAACUAGCGACUUUGAGGAAAACCUAUUUUUCUCCGACUAAACAUAAUAUUCCAAGAAGUGAAAAAAUAAAAAAAAACAAAAUCCUUUUCCACCCUAUUGUAUAAUAUGAUAUUUUGAAUUAGUAAUAUAUUAUCCUACUAACAUUAUAAAUGUAAAAAUUUGCGGCAAUGUUUGGUGGGACCAAAUAACGCCAAAACCGAUUUGGACGAAAUUUGGCACACAGACAGAAUAAUAUUAUAUUCCGGGUUAACGUAUAAAAUACUUUUUAUCCCGGGAAUGCGUUUCUGCGUGGUAAUUUACUGCAGCGUUGAUAGUGUACUUUACAAUAUGGCCUUUGUAUAGCAAUAAAUAAUUUCUUUUCUUUUCCACUUCGGCGUAGAAAAAAUUUCAUUUAUACAGAUCAUUAAAUCGGCCGGUUUUCAUUUAAUAUCGCUACUAUUAUUUCACUCUCCAAAAGAUUAAGUACUUCGUUAAUGAUAGUAGAAACACAUAAAUUCAUGCCAAUUGGUUUUUUUUUUUUUAUGUCUAUGUCUAGGUAUAAUUUAUGAUACCGAUGUUAGAAGAGCAUUACCUUACCAAACGGGUUUGUGGAAAAUUACUGUAAACGGAUCGACGAUUAUGAAAGCCCUGGAAUACUCCUCAUCUUUAUUUGAUUACGUAAAUUGCGCUAUUCCGGAAAACAGUGUAUUCGGAGGUUUCUUACAAAUGUCGGGUAAGAUCCGGUAACCUUUUAAAUUAGUAAUAUUAGUAAUAUUAAUAAUAUUUACAGAAAAUACACACGGUAUAAAUAACUAAUACAGAAUAAAAAUGAUCAACAAUUUGUCGCUUGUUUAAUUGUUUUUCGUUGUAAAUGUGUAGCACUGUAUAUAAAAUACACAUACAAAUAUCAAUGAAUUUGAUUAACUAUGAUUUAUGUUAUAAAUAAUCAGGGAAACGAUAACAUAGUCGAAUUAAAUGUUACUGUUUCAAAAUGACUCUUUACUAUACACUCGUAAACACAUAAACCCUUGCACUCUAAUAUAUUAAGAAUUGUAUAAACUUACUAUGCACAAGUCUCGAUGCCCGUCUUGAUAUUUCAUAACGUAAAUAACGUUAUUUUCGUUGAAUAAUCAAUGGAAAAAAACAAGUACCUACACGGGGUGUUUUUCACUAAAAAUUCGUAAACAACUUUUUGAAAAUAACUUAGUUAUUUUCUAUCAUUUUAUUUCUUUUAAAUUAUUUAAAUUAAAAGUUAUCAAAUAAGUAUACCUAACUUAAAAUUUAAUUUUUGAAUUUGUAACUAUUUAUUGACCUAUUUUGACAAGGUAUUUUAUUAAAUAACAUGUACAUUAAAUUAAAUCAAUUUAUAACAAUAAUUAUUUAUAUAAUAUUAUAAAAUAAAAAUUGUAUGUCUUGGCGUUCCAGUUUUAAACUCGACAUCUCAAGAGUCAUCUAUACCUAGCAGUGGUUUUUAACUGGUGUUUCUUGGACUUAAAAUAAGUGUUCCGCUAAAAUUUGAUGUAUGCAUUGUUUAAUAUAUUAUACAAUUUAAAAAUGUAUAUGAAUAUUGUUUUAUUUUACGUCUGUAUUCUAUGAAAUUCGUAUAAAAUGUUAAGUAUUCAGCCAUUCGAAAAAGGUUAAGAACCGUAUUAGUUUGAAUACGUUUUUGUGUUAAAAUUGUUGACUUCCGUCUACCCGUUUAGUUUAGCGGAACACUGUUCAAAUAUCGCCACUUAAAUCCAUGAUUCAUAAUUCUCUCCUACCCAAACUUAAAAGUAAAAUUCAUAGUCAACGGGUUGAUGAAAAUGAAAAAUGUCAACACCAAAAUGCAUUUAAAAUAAUAUAUUUUAUUUACAGAAUUUUGAAUAUAAGUAGCCAUUUGAAAAUGGAAAGUAAGUAGUCGUUUUGCCCCCAAAAAUAGAGGCGACAAUAGGUAAUGGAAUAAUUUCCAAGAUAUCACAAUGUCCAUAUCCUUCUGAUACACUCAGUAUGUAUGAUGAUAAAAAAUGUUUAAAUAUUUGUUUCAGGAAUGCAUGUCGAAUAUAAUGCUAAAGCACAUGUAGGAUGGCGUGUAAAAACCGUGUAUAUAAGAUGUUCGGAAUGCAUGGUUCCGUCGUACGAGCCAUUAGAACGGGAGAAAUCGUAUAGAAUAAUAAUGCCUAAAUAUUUAAUCGACGGUGGCGAUAAGUUUAUAAUGUUCAAAGCAGGAACUAACAAAGAAAACCUAAGUAAUAAUUAUCAAAAAUAAUUGUAGUUGUUUUUAUUUGUUUUGACGCGAGCUUAUCAACAUAAUAUAUUUACGUUAAUGAGAAUGAUCUCAACAUUCUUCUCUAUAUAUUUAAUAUAGUUUGUUUAGGGGACGGAUUUAUAUGCACUUAAAACCAACGAAAAAAGAACACUUAAACACGUCAUAAAAGCACUUCAAAAAUAUUAUAAAACGCGAAAAUGGUAAAGGAAUAUUAAGUCAUUUCCCCUCUAUAAGGAUUCUAAAAUUAUGUACAAAAAUGAUUAACACAGUUAUUUUAGAUUCUGAAAUGAACAAAGAAGCUUAUGAUUUUACAAAUAUGUUUAUUAUUAUUAUUAUUAUUUAUUUUUUAUUCGAACCCUUUUUUUACCAGAAAUCCGACUCUGGUGUAUGCGAUGUAGAAAAUUUUCUUUAAGGAGAUUUUCUUGGGAUGUACUUUAAGGAUGUUAUUUUUCGAUUUCGUCAGAAGUUUUCUCAUCAUAUGUGAAAAACCAAAAAAAAUCUGGAAAAUGUACGAAAUUCAUAAAUAAAAUAUUAUGAUUUUUUUUUUGUGGACAACUUUUUUAAUAGCAAAAGACUUCUGUUGGAAUACACUCCGAUUUACAAUGAUAGAUCUUUUUCUGAAAGGCAAUCUGACAGGGAAGGCACUUAAAAGAAGUAAUUUUUUGAUUUUCCCAAGAGUUUUCCUAGCAAAUUUGAAAAAUUGGAAAAAAAACAUGGAAAAACCGGAAAAAACGUAGGAAAAACGAGAAACUCGGUAAAAUAUUAAACAAAAUAUAUUUUUUUAAAGUCAUUUUAUGUAUAUAAUGCCUAUUUAAUUAUUUUACCAUUAUAUGAUAUAUAAAUAUUGUUGACAAAGCAUCACUAUCAAUUGAACUCCGCUCAGAAUCGCUUUUUCGUUAGAAAUGGUUUAUUGUUGCUUACAGAUAUACAUUAAAUUAUCUUGUAUAUCACACCUUCUUAACUACCCACCUAUAACAAUGGCUGCACCCACGUGUGAAGUAUGUUCGUCUUUUUUUUUUCAUACAUAGGUGUAGUUUAAUUUUAAAAAUGUAACUAUGUAAGCUAUAGUGGUUAUUAGGGGGACUUUUAAAGCCUUUUCUACCAUUUUAAAUUUUUAGAAUAUUUUUAAGUGCUUUUUUGAGGUUUUUAAGCGAUUUUUUUUUUUGGAUUUUAAGUGCAUACAAAUUUGUUCCCGAUUAUCAUGUCUGGAAGUCUUUAUACAAUGAUUAUAUUUAUAUUUUUUUGUUUUGACUUUCAGAAAUAACCGAAACGGAAGCUCUUCAAGAAUAUAUUAAAAAAGAGAGUCCAAUAUGGGCCGAACACGAAAACAGAAUAACAAUUUUGAAUUAACACAUUUAAACAAUUUAAUAAUAACGAUUGGUGGUGCAGCUAAGGCUAAUUAGGGUUCCAAAUUUUUUCAAAGAUAAAACUUUUUUAACUUUUUUUGUUAGUAAAAAUACUCCAAUUGUUUCACAUCGUACCGUGAAUUUGUAACCCCUGUGGUAUUUUUUUUGAAACACAUUUUCUACCAGACUCUUCACAUAUAAUCCAAACAAUAUUUAAAUAUGUUAACAACAAAUGACGAUUGUUGGUUUUUCUUUUGUUGAUUUUUGGAAUAUCUUGGAAAAAAAAAACACGACCGUGUACGACACUAUCAACUAUUCGAAAUUCAUAAUACCCCGCCGAAUCAAAUCCUGGUUGUGCCAUCAAUAACGUUGAUCAUAAUAUUGUAAUUUUUUUUAUUUUAUUUUAACUGUAUAAUAUAAUAAUCAUUUUAAUUUAUAUAAAAAAAAAAAAAAAAAAAAAAACCGUUGAAAUUUACUCGACGGUACAUAGUAUAUUGUUUAAAAACGUAUGAUUAUAGUAUUUGAUUUUUGUAAAGUGCGAUGACGCAUAAUAAUAGGCGCACAAAUAAUAUAUUAGUCUCUGCGGAAUCGUUAUAAUUUAUUACGAGUAGGUAUAAUAAUAUUGUGUAUUGUUGACGUAACAAGACGCAAAUAUUGUUCUAGUGUAGCAGGUACAGUGUAUCCGCACUAACCGCACGAAUAUAUUUAUUAUGAUAAUAAUAUUAUUACAAUUUCACAUGGCUGCAUGUCGAAAUGUAGGUAAUAACCAUGAAUAAGUUGAAUAUUAUACUGGG
This is a messenger RNA of Cinara cedri, 24904 nucleotides long. The record is from the annotation of a GenBank genome assembly. Lineage: Eukaryota; Metazoa; Arthropoda; Insecta; Hemiptera; Aphididae.